AUAUAUAUAUAUAUAUAUAUAUAUCUAUCCCCCUCUCUCUUUAUCUUUCCCUCACUCUUCACACAAUUUCUUCUUACAUAUAGACGACAGUGAUUCUCUCUCUAUUUCUAUUUUUCUAUCAUUUACUCAAGUGCAUCUAUUUUCAUUCAGUGGUGUAAGACGAAUAAAUUCGUACGCCGUCAAUUUUUUUUUUUUUUUUUUUACAACAACAAUUUGUUCAACAUAAUCUAAUCAAGGAUUUGUUUGUUUGUUUGUUUGUUUGUGUGUAAUCAUGGCGUCGAAUAAUUUACGAACAGGUUUUAAAAAGUUGGUGCAAGAGGAAGGCGCUAUGAAGAAGAUCGUAAUUACUGGUCUGGCAGAAAUGCUGGGCACAUCGAUAUUGGUGUUUCUUGGAUGUAUGGGAUGCGUUGGUAGCCUUGGUGUCAUACCUUCUCAUUUACAAAUAACUUUAAAUUUUGGUUUGAGCGUUAUGAUUGUCAUUCAGUGUUUCGGACACAUUAGUGAUGCCCAUGUUAAUCCAGCCAUUACAGUAGGUUCCGUGGUACUCGGUAAAAAAACUAUCCCGGAGGCUAUGGUUUAUUUCUUGGCUCAAGUGUUAGGCAGCAUCAUGGGUUAUGGAAUGUUAAAGGUAGUUACACCCACGGAAUUUCUCAAAGUUGGAAAUGUUGAUGAUGCGGAUAACGUUUGCGUAACUUUUAUUAAUCCAAACAUAUCAGCGAUUCAAGGACUUUUACUCGAAGGUAUAUCGACAUUCGUUUUGAUGUUGGUUGCCUGUGCUGUUUGGGAUAUCAGAAACAAGAUGAAUACGGAUUCUGUGGCAUUAAAGUUUGGUUUCACGGUAGCAGCUUUAGCUACAGCUGUUGGCCCUUACACUGGUUGCAGUAUGAACCCAGUAAGGUCACUGGGUCCAGCUAUUUGGAAUAAUCAAUGGAGUCAUCAUUGGAUCUAUUGGUUUGGUCCUAUUGGUGGUGCUUUAUUCAGUUCGAUAUCUUAUCGCACAAUUUUCGGCGUUCAAAAUUCAGACGAAGAGGAAAUUACACCGGAAUCUGUUGCACUUAACAGUGCUGAUAUUCCAAUGAAAUUAGAAGUUAGAGAGCAGCCUUGACUUUGAGUACCAGAAUGAUGAACUCUUAUGUAGCCCAAAUCGCAUUAUUUGCUAUUAUGAACGACGAUUUGUAUUUCAAAGUUUCAAAACUAUAAAACAUCCAGAAAAAAAUCAAAAUAUAAAUGAUGUGAAUAGCUUACAAAAAUCAUCAACAUACAUUCUGAUAAUU
Messenger RNA from Polistes dominula (European paper wasp), 1274 nucleotides. RefSeq names its product aquaporin AQPcic. Lineage: Eukaryota; Metazoa; Arthropoda; Insecta; Hymenoptera; Vespidae. Gene Ontology annotation, biological process: transmembrane transport. Gene Ontology annotation, cellular component: plasma membrane. The record is from RefSeq and is a predicted model, not a curated record. Gene Ontology annotation, molecular function: channel activity.